This is a messenger RNA of Morone saxatilis (striped sea-bass), 877 nucleotides long. RefSeq names its product CD59 molecule (CD59 blood group) (gene cd59a). The coding region runs from base 109 to 465 and encodes 118 amino acids. The transcript is spliced from 5 exons. The record is from RefSeq and is a predicted model, not a curated record. Lineage: Eukaryota; Metazoa; Chordata; Actinopteri; Moronidae.
UCCCCACUCUGUCUCUUCUCUCCUCAAAAACCACAACAAAAGUACUGCUGAGCUGCAGUAUUACUGCGACUGCUGCUGGAUGAGUGUGUGAGCUGUGCUGAGGUGAAAAUGAAGCGCUCCCUGGGGAUCUGUCUGGUGAUCUGCUCCGCUCUGAUCGGACUCGGAUCCGCCCUGCAGUGUUACAGCUGUCAGGGUCCAACAAAGUGCACCACUCAACAACAGUGUGGCUCCGGAGAGGACACCUGUCUCAAACUCAUCGAUACAGCAGGUGGAAAGACUUACCGACAGUGUCUGAAGUACUCAGAAUGCAACUUCAACAGCCUUUCUGGGAAGUUCCCCCAGGUUUCCAAGUUUACCUUCGAUUGCUGCAACUCUGACCUGUGUAACUCCGCCCCCUCCUCCACAGCGAGCUCUGUGAUUGGUCUGCUGGCCUCGGUGGCUGUCAUGUGGUGGUGCAUUCACUGAUGCUGCUCUGUAGCGACGCCCUGUGGCUGUAAACAAUAACAGCAGCAAUAAUUUUAUUGUUUACUACCCAGAAAACAUGUUUAUUCUCUUUUUAUUUACAGGAAACUGCAGCUUUAAUGCCUGAUCUUUCAAAAUAAAGUGUUAAAACUGAAGCUGCUUCGCUCUUUAACUCAAUAGUUUACUCAACAUUUAAUCAAUAAAUGGUGACCCACUGGAAACUGAUUGAUUGAUUGAAUAUUGAUGAUUGGAAAUGCUUGAGAUUCUGUUGCAGGAGGAAUAUGUCAUUAUUAAAAUACAACUUUAUAUCAAAUUAAAUAAGUAAACAUUCUGCUACUUUCAAUAAAUAAUAAAUGUUUGUAAGUGUAUCAAAGAUUAAAACUGACCUUUAAAUAAAAGACAAACAUCUUCAGCA